Molecule: messenger RNA, 1663 nt
Organism: Sesamum indicum (sesame)
Lineage: Eukaryota; Viridiplantae; Streptophyta; Magnoliopsida; Lamiales; Pedaliaceae
Product: cytochrome P450 CYP72A219
Molecular function (GO): heme binding; iron ion binding; oxidoreductase activity, acting on paired donors, with incorporation or reduction of molecular oxygen
Source: RefSeq, a predicted model, not a curated record
GUGGCGGAUAGUGAAUUACGUGUGGGUGAGGCCGAGAAGAGUGGAGAAAUGGCUGAGAGAACAAGGGUGGAAGGGGAACCCAUACAGGGUGUGGUAUGGAGAUUUGAAAGAUGUGGGCAGGAUGAGUGUCGCUGCACACUCUAACCCCAUCUCUCUGCAUCAGGAUAUUCUUCCUUAUGUUCUCCCCUUUCACCACCACAUCAUCACAAAAUACGGUAAAAGGUGUUUGAUAUGGCAGGGACCAAGUCCAAGGAUCAUAGUGACAGAGCCUGAUUUGAUUAAGGAGGUGUUGAACAAGCAUGAAGUGUUUGUAAAGGUAUACGCACACCCAUUGAACAAACUGCUUAUUUCGGGCCUUACCGUACACGAGGGACAGAAAUGGGCUAAGCAUAGAAGAAUUCUCAAUCCUGCUUUCACCAUUACCAAGCUCAAGGAUAUGAUUCCUAUGAUGCAUGUAAGUUGUACUGAGCUUGUGAAGAAAUGGCAGUCGAUGUUUGGAGACAAAGGGUCGUCCCAUGAGAUCGAUGUGUGGCCUUUUUUUGAGAAUUUAACAGCUGAUGUAAUAUCUCGAACAGCAUUCGGAAGCAACUUUGAACAAGGAAAGAAGGUGUUCUUGCUCCAAAGGGAACAAGCUCAACUCAUCGUCCAGCUCAGUCGCACCGUUUACAUUCCAGGUUUGAGGUUUUUGCCCAUGGGAAAGAUCAAGAGAAUGAAAGAAAUAGAUAGGGAAGUGCGAGAUGUAUUGAGAGGCAUAAUUCAGAGAAGAGAGGAGGCGAUGAGGGUGGGAGAGAAGACGAGCAAUGACAUGUUGGGCAUACUGCUGGAGUCCAAUUCCAGGGAAGUUGAGGGAGAUGGGAACAGGAAAGAGCUGGGAAUCAGCAUCGAAGACGUGAUCGAUGAGUGCAAGCUUUUCUACUUUGCUGGCCAGGAGACCACGUCCAAUCUGCUCGUCUGGACAAUGGUUAUGCUCAGCAUCCAUCAGAAUUGGCAAACACAAGCUCGGGAAGAGGUUCUCCAGGUUUUUGGAAAAAGCAUCCCCGAUUUUGAUGGUUUAAAUCAAUUGAAAAAGGUGAAUCUGAUACUCCAUGAAGUACUUAGACUAUAUCCACCGGCGACAACAAUAGCCCGAGUCACCCGUGAGAAGAUAAAGCUGGGGGAUACAACUCUGCCGGCCGGAACGGGACUUGUAUUGCCAAUACUCUUCGUUCAUCACGACAAAGAAAUAUGGGGAGACGAUGCAAAAGAGUUCAAACCAGAAAGAUUUGCUCAAGGAGUAGCAAAUGCAACAAAGGGCCGAAUAGCUGCAUUCUUUCCAUUCAGUUUGGGGCCUCGCAUUUGCAUUGGCCAAAAUUUCUCUAUGGUGGAAGCUAAGUUGGUUUUAGCUAUGAUUCUGCAGCACUUCUCGUUCGAGCUGUCUCCAUCCUAUGAACAUGCUCCUGUUCCGGUGCUCACUCUGCAGCCUAAGUAUGGAGCCAAAAUCAUGUUCAGCAAAAUAUGAGAAGACUUGUUGUUGUAUGUGUUCUUUUUCAGUUGUUUCCGGUUAAUAGUUUCUUUGAAUAAGUGUUUGUGUUUGGGACGUGGAGAGAGCGCUUUUACUACAUCUUUACGAAUGUAUGAUGGUUUUUAGUUUGAAACAAAUCAAUAUAAUUGAGCUAUUUAAGAA